UAAUUUGAUGUAAAUUUAUUAUAUUUAUCAAGGACAUGACUGACAAACAAGAGAAAAUGAGCACAAAGGCAAAGCUUUCAAAAUUACAUUGUCCCUUUACGUGGGAAAUAUUAGACAGUUUUAUAAAACAUUCAACAGUAUAUCAUGAAAGCAGUAACAACGAAAAUAAUCCGAUGGAUGAUGAAACAUUUGAUCCAUUAGAACAAUUACUAAUAUGUUUAUUCAAAUGUUAUAAAGCAGUGUCAAGCAUAGAUAAAGAUGAGGCAACAAAAAGUGUUGAAAAAGCUGGAGAGAUUUUAAUACAAAUUCAACAAGAGAAAGAGUUUUGUCAGAUGAUACGAGCAAUAGAACAUGUUUUUUAUGCCACAAAAUGUUUCUUUCUAUAUGAUGCUGAUGAUAUGGAUGGAGUGGAAGAAAUAUUACAAAAUAUUAUCGAUCCUGAAGAGUUCAGCAAUAUAGAAUUAGGUGCUUUAUAUGGCUGCCAGAGUGUGAUUUGGUCUAUCUUAAACAAUUUCGGCAUGAACGAAGCAGUUGAUACUGCUAAGAAAGCAGUGGAAAAGAAUCAAGAGUGUGCAUUAUGGCACUUUAUUCUCGCAAAGAAUCUUAGACGCCAAAGACGUCUACAAAAUAUUUUAUCUAACCCAUCAGAUAUGGAAAAAAAACAUUUUGAAAUAGCAUAUGCUAUGUCUAAGAAUGAUAUGUUUGGAGUAUAUUAUUUACAAAUGCGCCUGGAAUGUUUUUUUGAAUAUAGCAAAGAACGAAAUUAUAUAAUGAAGAAAAAUGCUAAUGAAAGAGAUGUGGUACAUACAGCUAAACAAAUUUUAAAUACA
Wasmannia auropunctata (little fire ant) is the source of this 830-nucleotide messenger RNA. RefSeq lists its product as uncharacterized. The annotation marks the transcript as partial. Gene Ontology annotation, molecular function: protein binding. The transcript has 2 exons. The record is from RefSeq and is a predicted model, not a curated record. Lineage: Eukaryota; Metazoa; Arthropoda; Insecta; Hymenoptera; Formicidae.